Molecule: messenger RNA, 4044 nt
Organism: Acanthochromis polyacanthus (spiny chromis)
Lineage: Eukaryota; Metazoa; Chordata; Actinopteri; Pomacentridae
Gene: spina
Product: spindlin-1
Exons: 9
Coding region: 436-1212 (258 amino acids)
Biological process (GO): gamete generation
Source: RefSeq, a predicted model, not a curated record
GCUCCGGUCGCUUCCUGCUUGACUCUCGGCGCUGAGAUGUCCGUGGAGUCUGUGUGGUUCCUGUGAAGUCGAAACGGGGGCUCCGUGGACGGACAGCGGGAGGCGAGAAGCCCCUUCACGGUCCCGCCGCCACCCUCCCCGGUUCAUCUGACUCCCGGUAACGACGAGGCAGCGGAUGAAGUAAUAGAAGCCUGCAGGAGUUGAUCUGAACGCUUCAGUCUGCGGACAACUUUACCAAGUCGUGAGCAAAAUGGAAGCAAAGGUCACCUGGAUCCUGCAGGUUUAAUCCUGGUUUUGUCCUCGAGGCUCGAAGUUUGACCCAGAAAACUGCUGGACGUCCCGUCAAUCCUCCUGAAUACUGGAGUCUAGCCCUGGACUGGUUGGAGCUGUAGCUGUGUGGCCGGGCGGCCUGGCUGCCCACCUGCCUCCAGAUGAAUGAAGAACACUCCGGGACACAGAGACACAGCUGAUGCAGGGCAUGCAGGUGUUUCUGCAAAUAUGAUGAAGAAAAAGAAUCCGCACAAAAAGCAUAAGAGCAGCCUGGGCCCGACCACCAAAGUUCUGUCGCAGCCUCGACGCAACAUCGUCGGCUGCAGGAUUCAGCAUGUCUGGAAGGAAGGUGGAGGACACGUGGUCUGGAAAGGGACAGUCCUCGACCAGGUGCCGGUGAAUCCGUCUCUGUAUCUGAUCAAAUACGAUGGAUUCGACUGUGUUUAUGGUCUGGAGCUUCAUAAAGACGAGAGGGUUCAGGGACUGGAAGUUCUCCCAGACAGACUGGCUAAAUCCCGCCUGACAGAUGUCAACCUGGCGGACGCCAUGAUCGGUAAGGCGGUGGAGCACAUGUUUGAGACGGAGGAGGGUCCGAAGGAGGAGUGGAGGGGGAUGGUUCUGGCCAGAGCUCCCAUCAUGACCACCUGGUUCUACAUCACCUACGAGAAAGACCCGGUUCUCUACAUGUACCAGCUGCUGGACGACUACAAAGAAGGAGACCUCCGUAUUAUGCCCGACUCCAACGACAGCGUCCCGGCGGAGAGGGAACCCGGCGAGGUGGUGGACAGUCUGGUCGGUAAACAGGUCGAGUACGCCAAAGAGGACGGUGGCAAACGAACGGGCAUGGUCAUCCACCAGGUGGAGGCCAAGCCGUCCGUCUACUUCAUCAAGUUUGACGACGACUUCCUCAUUUAUGUGUACGACCUGGUGAAAACUUCGUAAGACUCUGCGGACGUCCUAAAGUUCCCCCAACCGUCAGACGGAAACGAAACGCAGCACAUGUCGAGACAUCUGAAGCAUUUAUAACCCAGAAUUGUUCCUCAGACCAUCAAAGACAAAAUAAAGACCCCAAAACAAGGAUUUUACACAACAGAAGAAGACAGGACGUGCAGUUCUUGGCCCUUAAAUUCUCAAUGGUUUUAUGUUACCUUUAAUUGGUCCAAAUCUUUUUCAGGCCCUUUAAUGCAUUUCUGAGUAAAGCAAAGAAACUUUUAGUGCAGUUAGAAAAAGAAAGAGGUUUCAGAAUCAGAUUUUCUAACCAAAAAUCAAUAUGUAGGCUGGAAUAGGAACAGAUUAACAGUAGCCAACUUGUCUUUGCUAAAAAACAAGCAAACAUGGAAACAAGUUAAAGAAAUGUCAUUUUUCCUUCAACAUUUCUGGAGUUGUUUCCAAAGAUUUCCCCUUCGACUGACACAUCUGAUAAAUGAGCAGAUUCCCAGUGAAGAAAUGUAGCCUGGAGCCAGUUGGUGGAAGAAGCUGUAUUUUAAAGUCGCAAAAAAAAAAAAGACUCAAAGAAGAAGAAUUCAUGCAAUCAUGUUGAAGAAGGAGCUUCUGUUUGGACUCUAUGAGGUUUUAGCAAACAGAACAGCUCAUUGUUGAUGAAAACUUUUGUAUUUGUUGGCGGCACAGAUGUACGGGAGCCCAUUUCUGCCACACUAAUUUUAAAAAGCAAGUUGACAACAACACGAAAAGUCAAAAAAUUACAUCUCAAAUGAAAAUGGAUACAAAUUUUGAACUCUGAACUAACUCUGCACUAGGACACAUUUUUUUAAUUUGGAUUUUGACAUAGUUUUGCGCAAUGUUUCAUAAUUAAAUUUUAUCAAGUAAACCAACAGUAUUUACUCAUGUCGGAACUUUGUAUUAUGUCAAACUUCUCUGUCAAUAUUAAUUUCCCGUACAAUCUUGUAUCAUGCUUUCAACUAACCAAGAAUUUUUUGAAAUUUCCUAAUGUGUCAUCUGUUUUUCCGAAGCAGAAAUGGGCUUCCAUAUAACAGAGACAGGAUAAGAUAAGACAGGAAGAUUAAUCCCAGUUUAACAUCAAACUUGGACUUUCUGAAGUCUUGGAAACCUUCAGCUCAAAAUAAAACUUCUUCAACCCCAAGCCAGAUGGUUUGGCCGCAUCUCUGAAAGAGCAACUAUCGGAAAUAUCCCCCCCAAAAAACGACUUUGGACGCCUCCCAGAAACUAAUUUAUGGCCCUUUUGUUGGACUGGACUUCUGCUCCGGUUGUUGUACAGAGCAAAACAGGACUGAUUUUGUUUCGUCACAUAUUGUGCUACGUUCACAGGCUCCAUGUCACCAACUUCAGCAUUAAUGAAGGUCAGCAGACCCUCGUCUAAAGACGUCCACAGUUGAAAACUGUGAUUUAAAAAAAAAAAAAAAGACAGGGGCUUUUGUUUUCUUUUUGCUUUUAUCAUUGCCAAAACCCCUUCUUGUUGUGAAGUUGUUUGAUGUUAAAGACGAUCGGACAGCUUUUUUCUCGUGAUUUCACUAAAGCCUUUGGAUUUACUCUCGUGUCGUCUUUUCUAAGUCGCCAAUGAAGAAGCAACAAGACGGAACUGAACCUUGGCCGAAGCCCUUUCUGUCCUUUUGCAGUUUGUUUUAGCGUUAAAUACCUGGUUACAGACAGUGGACAGACACCUGCAUCUGUGUCACACCUGGUGGGAACAUGGAUUCAGAGAGCAGAAAGGUUCAGUUCCACCUCCCCGAACGGUUCGUGAUGGUGUUGGACUGGAAGGAAAACAAACCUGCUGUAGCGCCGCAGUCAAGUUUUCAGCCUCGAAGGCAACAGUUAGACACUUUGAAGCCUGAUUCCGGUUCAGUUCUGUGAUAAAAUCAUGACUGAAACAAAAGUAUCCCAGUUUGUAUUUACACACAAACCAAAAGAUUCCUUGUGGAGCAGACUGAGUUUCCUCCUGGACGUCUGAAGCUUCCGUCGGACGUCCACGCGAUGAUUCGGUCCGUUCCACAGCAUGUAUGCAGUAAGAGAGGACACAGUCGGUUGUGUUUAGUAUAUGAAGAGAUUAACAAGCAGUGAAGGUUUAAAAUUUCCUUUUUUUUUUUAAACAAAUGUACUUUUGAUUUUAUUUGGAUUUACUCCAGACUGAAGGUUUUCCAUAAAGUCGCGCUCUGUACUGGGUUGAAGUAUUUGAGUGAAUCGAGGUGUUUUUUUUUUACUGGCUGGUGACUGAUUUAAUUUACACUUUCAGUAUUUUAUCAUCCAGUGAUCCAGUUAUAAUUUGUAGAGUAGAAACUAUGUGACAGUUAAACAUCAGAAUAAAUUGUUGUUGAGCCUUUUAUCGAGGGGAAAUAUGUCUUUAACCAAUCAGAUGCCUUGGCUGAAUCGAUGUACAGAACAGAGUUGUGAAUGUAAAACCUUCAGUGUGUGUACGUCCUGUGAUGUAGUUAGUCGCAAAAGGCAGAUUUCAGCUCUUAUUAUAGCCGCUCUUUAAAAAAAAAAAGAAAAGACAGACUCUCCCAGAGGUCUGUAGGUCUCUCCACUUGUGUAUCUGUUUUGUUUUUCUUUGAAGAUAAGUGCGAUUGUGAUCAUCUCAGUGGGCACUAUUUUUAAUUGGUUAACAAAAUAAUGCUUUGUUACUAAGACUUGGUUUCCAGCCAGGUUCUGUCCAGUUCAUUUUUGCUAUUAUAAUAACAGAUUAUUGUGGUUAAUGUUGGAAUGACAUGGGCCUUCUAUCAUCCUUCUGCCUUGUAUUGUUUGUUUUUGUAUGUUUAAAAAAUGUAUGUUAAUAAUUUUUAUUGUUAAUGGAAAGCCUGA